Caenorhabditis briggsae is the source of this 441-nucleotide messenger RNA. RefSeq names its product Protein CBR-LEC-6 (gene Cbr-lec-6). The record is from RefSeq and is a predicted model, not a curated record. The transcript has 2 exons. Gene Ontology annotation, molecular function: carbohydrate binding; galactoside binding. Lineage: Eukaryota; Metazoa; Nematoda; Chromadorea; Rhabditida; Rhabditidae. The coding region runs from base 1 to 441 and encodes 146 amino acids.
AUGAUUGGAGGAGGAGCCGGCAUUAGCUUCCGAAACGAGUUCUUCGAGCCACCAAGCCCAGUGAACAUCCCAGUCCAGGGAUUCUCCACUGGAUCUCGCCUCCGAUUGGUUCUUCUUCCGACUCACGACAACACCAGCUUCCACGUCAAUCUUCGUACUCCAGACGACAUCGUUCUUCACUUCAAUCCACGUUUCGAUGAAGGAGUCGUUGUGAACAACUCCACAAGAGCCGGUGGGUGGGAGAGCGAGGAUCGUCACGAUAACAUCUUGGAGCAGAACAAAAUCUACACUCUCGAGUUUGUCUCGAACGGAGGAAUCAUUUCGAUCUUCCUCAACGGAAACCAUUUCGCUGACUUCGUCGAGCGCGCCUCUUCUGAAGGAGUCCACCUUAUCGAAAUCGACGGAGGUGUCCAUGUCCACUCCGCCCAUAUUUCUCACUAA